Messenger RNA from Coffea arabica (coffee), 3099 nucleotides. The record is from RefSeq and is a predicted model, not a curated record. Lineage: Eukaryota; Viridiplantae; Streptophyta; Magnoliopsida; Gentianales; Rubiaceae.
AAAAAAAAAAAAAGAGUUCUGACCAGUUGAUCCGCGAGGAGAAACUUCAAAGAAUAGUAGUAAUAUUUCACAAGCAAGUAGCAGAACUUAAAUGUGUCAAAGAUGUCUGCAAUAAUCAGAGUUGCAUAUUUUUUGUUGGUUGAGUUGGCGGCGGACAGAGUACCGAGAUUGAUCUCAGUUAAGUGUUUCUUUUCUUGUCUCCCUCCAUCUCUAUUUUGGAGUCUUUUUAUGGUUUGUAAUGUCCACUUCAUGCUUGUUUCGAACGGUUGAGAAAUUUGUUUGUUUACUUGCUUCAUUCGACAUUUUUUUUUUGACUCCCUGGGAUGGCUUUUCUUGAAUUCUUUUUGGCAGCUUUCCUGACUGAAAGACUAUAAGAACUUUUGACUGACAAAAAAGAAAAAAAACAUAUCUCCACCUUAAAAAUAUGCAAGCGUGCCAUGAAGUCAAAGAAUCAGUAUUAAAAAUGAGGAUCCAAGAGUUGGAAAUAAUCGAAUUUGGUGUGGGUUCUUAUGGAAGAAUCAGUCGGAGUGUGAUAUUUUGCAGGUUUUGCUACAUUCUGAUUGAGCCCAAAUGUCAGUCAUUAAACUCUCUGGUGGUGCUACACUAGUUCGUGGGAAUACUGCGGGUAAAUGUGGAAGAAGGCCAAUUAGGAAGGCUACCAAUCUACAAAAUUCUUCAAAAUGGAUUCUUCAUAGUGAUUUUCUUGGAGCAAAUCAGAGGAAGGUAUUGACAUGCAACAAUGCUGCUCCGAAUUCUGGAUUAGUCAGUGAUCAGCAUUCUUUGAAUUAUGAAGCGGGUUCUUCUUCUUAUGUGGAAAAAAGGUGUACUUCAACCCGAGAGCGACUCUGUAGCGGAUCAAAUGAAGGAGACAUAGCUGUGACAGGAACGUUAAAGGAUCAACCCAAUGCUCCAGCUGUCUUUUGUGAGCUAGCAAUGCUGUCACUGCCAGCUAUUGCAGGACAAGCAAUUGAACCUUUAGCACAACUCAUGGGAACGGCUUAUGUUGGAAGAUUAGGUGUACUCGAGUUGGCUGCAGGCGGACUAUCACUUUCAAUAUUCAAUGUUAUAUCUAAGGUGUUCAACAUUCCUCUCCUUAGUCUGUCUACUUCGUUUGUCGCUGAAGAUAUUUCUCAACACUCACACGAGGACACCACUCCAGAUAGAAGAAGGGCUUUAGCCUCAGUUUCUACAGCCUUAGCUUUAUCUUUUGCAAUUGGAUUAUUUGAGGCAGCAGGAAUGACCUUAGGAUCAGGACUCUUUCUGAACAUUAUGGGUGUAUCAACAGCUUCCCCAAUGCGUAGUCCAGCUGAAAAGUUUCUUAGACUCAGAGCAAUUGGAGCUCCAGCAGUAGUGGUUUCUCUUGCCAUUCAAGGCAUAUUCCGCGGUUUCAAGGAUACAAGGACCACUGUCUUAUGUUUAGGAAUUGGCAAUUUGGCAGCUGUGUUCUUCUUUCCAGUAUCCAUGUAUACCUUUCGCUUGGGUAUAACUGGUGCAGCAAUUUCCACAGUUGCAUCUCAAUACAUUGUCACCAUUUUGAUGUUGUGGCAUCUGAACAAGAGGACCAUACUGCAGUUCUGCAAUAUGAAAAAUUUGCAGUUUGGUGACUACUUAAGAUCAGGUGGUUUUGUUCUAGGAAAAACUGUAGCUGUUGCAACAACAGUGACUUUGAGCACGUCAAUGGUUGCCCAUCUUGGAGCUCUAUCUGUGGCUGCUCAUCAGAUAUGCUUGCAAGUUUGGUUGGCUGCUCCGCUCCUAGUUGAAGCUCAAGCUUCUGCUGCUCAGGCUCUAAUCGCAAGUUCAUUUGCUAAAGCUGAGUUCAGCAGAGUCAAAGAGAUAACAUAUGCAGUCUUAAAGACAGGAUUACUCACAGGUGUUGCUUUAGCUGUCAUAUUGGGCUUGUCUCUUCCUCUAUUGGCCAAAUUGUUUACUACUGAUACACAAGUGCAAAAUAUAAUUGGAUCUGUUAUACUGUUUGUCAGUGCCAGUCAGCCACUUAGUGCUCUGGCAUACGUUUUUGACGGUCUCCAUUAUGGUGUUUCUGAUUUCCCCUAUGCAGGUUGCUCAAUGAUGGUCAUCGGGGCAAUCUCAUCAGCAUUUCUCAUCCAAGCUUCUUCAAUGCUUGGUCUUUCAGGAAUUUGGUCAGGUUUGGCUUUAUUCAUGGGGUUGCGCUCCAUCAGUGGAUUUUGGAGGUUAUCACAAAAAAGUGGUCCGUGGUGGUUCUUGCAGGACAGGAACGAACUUGAAACUAAGAGGUCGCAGUGAUUCCUGAACGGCGAUGAGUUCCGAAGCAUUACUUGCUUCUGUGCAAACCGGGCUCCUGCAUUCAUCUUUCUUCAGCUCCUCAUUUCUUGACUCAAUUUGUUCCCUGUUCUAAACAUAUGAAAUAGUUGAGGAAUUUGUGGUAACUCAGUGUGUUUAGGUGGAGCUGCAAUAAGUUGUCUCCACAUUUUAUUCCAUGCUCGCAUAUUGAUUGAUGCAAUCAACACAACCUGAUAUUCAGUUGUCAAAAACCAUACUCCUGUAACGAGCACAGAUUGUACUCUCCAGAUCCAAGGGCAACAUGGUUGAAGAAGAUUAGAGAUAACCUGCUGUCUCUAUAGUUUCUUCUGUUUACGCUCUUUGGAAUGUUUGAAAAGAAAGAGCUGGUGGAAAAACACAAGGUACUGCUUUAAAGUGCAAAACUUCAGAAAUUUCCUGUUCACAUAAAUUUGGUCCUCUCAUGGGGUCAAGAAUGCCAGUGGGACAAAUAAAUUUGAGACCACGUAUGAAGUGUAGUUGCUCCAAUGAUUCAGGAGGUGGAGACCACUGACCAAACAACAUGUUAUCAGACACAUGUGCUGGGGUACACCAGUCCAGUCCUGCUAAUUCAGCACAGCAGAGAGGAAACUACCCAAAUUAAAGAUGAUCAUGAAACCUACAGCAACUGAUGAUUGUGAUUGAAAAGCAAGAACAAUAAUGUUCAACUAAUCUGUGAAAUUGAAAUUGGUGAUGAGCUUUCUCAUCCCAAGUUUAUUGCUGUUUAGGUUAUGUACAACAAAUGAUUCUCACUUGUUUGUUUGUUGGAUGAAAAUGCCAUAAUAAUUGAGUCUACUAUGACUA